AUGGACGCUGAUCUUGGCUUCCCAGGAGUCGAAGACGAAAGUGUGGAGCAAGGCAACCAGGUCAAGCAUGCUCCCGAGCUUCUCUGGCAAGAAACUUCUUCUACAGCAAAUGGUGACGGAGCGGACGUCGUCCGAUGGCCAUCGACCGCCUCGUCAAGCGUGGAACUCCCACCCCAAGCACUAUGUGAGGAGCUAGUCGAGUUGUACUUUCAAUAUGUUCACGAUACCUUCCACUCGCUCUUUCAUAAACCCAGCUUGAUGGAAGACACCAGGAAUAGCGUGGUCCCGAGAGUCAUCCUCUUGUCUAUCAUCAGCCUUUCGGCAAGGUUCUCCAACGACGUAUACUUUGCUGGAAUUGAUCCUCGAAUACGCGGCAGGCAGUAUGCUAGGGACGCUGAGAAGCUGCUCGACCUACGAGACAUCUCAGUGUCUACUGUUCAGACUUGUGUUCUACUUGGUGCAUAUGUCAUCACUGAAGGUGAGGCCCUCUCCGAAUCGCUCUACUAUAGCGUCGCGUGUCGUCUAGCACUGCUUCUCGAUCUGCCGAACAUGCUCGUGAGCACUCAACUCGAACAGGAAGUUAAUACCAGGAUUUGGUGGUCUUUAUGCAUGAUCGAUGUCUGGUCGUCAAACGGAGUCGGCUUGCCACGAUCAAUGGCACCUCGGGACAAUGUUCCGUAUCCAGUAGAAGAGACUACAUUCCUUGAAAUGAGGCGUGACGACUGUGAUUUACCCAGUCCAACCACGAUGCAGCAAUCCACGGGCUCGUUGCUGACACAGGUGAUCAAACUGAAUGCCAUCUUCUCCGAAGUCAGUGAACUCAAUCGAGGAGCAGUGGCCAAUCAGCCAUUCAGCUUCGAAUUUGAGAACAGUGUGAACGCCCUGACGGGAAAACUAGAGGGUUGGUAUGCGAAUCUACCGGUCCUGCUUUACUACCAGUAUCUGCACGAAGACUCCUCCGAAGCGGCUUCGCAUACCAGCUACUAUGCCGAAAAGUGUCGGAUGCACUCCUCUGCUCUCUGUAAGAUCCUCUAUCAGGCAUACGCGGUACCUGGUUGUGAGGUUUACUACACCAUGGUCGGCCAUGUCCUCGUUAUCGCAUCAACAGUCCAGCUCCAUAUACUGCUGUUCGACCAAGACGAAGCGCAGAUCAAAGCCGCAAGAUAUCGACUCGAAUGUAAUUUUGAGAUACUGUCGAAAUUACAAACCUUCUGGCCUACACUCGAUGUAUGUUUUACUCGUUUCAGGGAGUUCCACAAGGCAUGCGAGAAGAGUAAAGAGUCGUCUUUCAGAAUGGACAAAUGGAUGCUGCAAUUCUUGUUCGAGUUUGCAAAGCCUAUGGGGGAGAAGAAAGAUGAGCUUGCUGAUUUGCAGCCUUGGAGUAUGACUGAUCUCGGCUUUAGUCCCUACCAGCUAUGA
Molecule: messenger RNA, 1419 nt
Organism: Lithohypha guttulata
Lineage: Eukaryota; Fungi; Ascomycota; Eurotiomycetes; Chaetothyriales; Trichomeriaceae
Exons: 3
Coding region: 1-1419 (472 amino acids)
Biological process (GO): DNA-templated transcription
Cellular component (GO): nucleus
Molecular function (GO): DNA binding; zinc ion binding
Source: RefSeq, a predicted model, not a curated record